ACUUGGAAAACCAUCAAGUUUUAAGCAAAACCCUCUUAAGAACUUAAAUUGAGCUUCUUUUGGGGCAUUUUUCUAGUGAGAACUAAAAAUGGUGAGGAUUGCCUUUGGUAGCAUUGGUGACUCUUUUAGUGUUGGAUCAUUGAAGGCCUAUGUAGCUGAGUUUAUUGCUACUCUUCUCUUUGUGUUUGCUGGGGUUGGGUCUGCUAUAGCUUAUAAUAAAUUGACAGCAGAUGCAGCUCUUGAUCCAGCUGGUCUAGUAGCAGUAGCUGUGGCUCAUGCAUUUGCAUUGUUUGUUGGGGUUUCCAUAGCAGCCAAUAUUUCAGGUGGCCAUUUGAAUCCAGCUGUAACUUUGGGAUUGGCUGUUGGUGGAAACAUCACCAUCUUGACUGGCUUCUUCUACUGGAUUGCCCAAUUGCUUGGCUCCACAGUUGCUUGCCUCCUCCUCAAAUACGUUACUAAUGGAUUGGCUGUUCCAACCCAUGGAGUUGCUGCUGGGCUCAAUGGAUUACAAGGAGUGGUGAUGGAGAUAAUCAUAACCUUUGCACUGGUCUACACUGUUUAUGCAACAGCAGCAGACCCUAAAAAGGGCUCACUUGGAACCAUUGCACCCAUUGCAAUUGGGUUCAUUGUUGGGGCCAACAUUUUGGCAGCUGGUCCAUUCAGUGGUGGGUCAAUGAACCCAGCUCGAUCAUUUGGGCCAGCUGUGGUUGCAGGAGACUUUUCUCAAAACUGGAUCUAUUGGGCCGGCCCACUCAUUGGUGGAGGAUUAGCUGGGUUUAUUUAUGGAGAUGUCUUUAUUGGAUGCCACACCCCACUUCCAACCUCAGAAGACUAUGCUUAAAACUUAAAAGAAGACAAGUCUGUCUUCAAUGUUUCUUUGUGUGUUUUCAAAUGCAAUGUUGAUUUUUAAUUUAAGCUUUGUAUAUUAUGCUAUGCAACAAGUUUGUUUCCAAUGAAAUAUCAUGUUUUGGUUUCUUUUGAAA
Messenger RNA from Nicotiana tabacum (common tobacco), 983 nucleotides. The record is from RefSeq and is a predicted model, not a curated record. NCBI's taxonomy places the organism in Eukaryota, Viridiplantae, Streptophyta, Magnoliopsida, Solanales, Solanaceae.